Molecule: messenger RNA, 1194 nt
Organism: Prunus armeniaca (apricot)
Lineage: Eukaryota; Viridiplantae; Streptophyta; Magnoliopsida; Rosales; Rosaceae
Source: the annotation of a GenBank genome assembly
AUGGUUAGGGAGAAUGGUAUCCAGGUUGAUGACGAGAAGAUCAAAGAAAUUCUUGAUUGGCCAACUCCAAAAACAGUCUCUGAAGUUCGAAGCUUCCAUGGUUUGGCCACUUUUUACAGGAGGUUUGUGAGGCAUUUCAGUUCCAUUGUCGCACCUAUUACUGAAUGUUUGAAGAAGGGCAGGUUCAAUUGGGGAGAAGAGCAACAAAAAAGUUUUGCUCUUGUAAAAGAAAAACUUUGCACCGCUCUGGUUCUAGCUCUUCCAAAUUUUGAGAAGGUGUUCGAAGUUGAAUAUGAUGCCAAUGGCGUGGGAGUGGGAGCUGUGUUUUCUCAAGACAAGAGACCAAUUGCUUUCUUUUCUGAAAAGUUGAGCGACGCUCGUCAAAAGUGGAGUACUUAUGACCAAGAAUUUUAUGCAGUUAAAUUCUCAUUCGUUAUCAAGCAUACUUCUGGUACCUCAAAUCAUGCGGCUGACGCACUGAGCAGAAGGGAUUUAUAUGAAGAUGAUGAUGAUUUCAAGGAAAUAUGGGCUAAAUGUGCUAACCAUGAGCCAAUGACAGAUUUCUUUCUUAAUGAAGGGGAGAAGCUCAUUCGGGAUUUGCACGGAAGAGGGUUGAGUGGCCACUUAGGCCGCGAUAAAACAAUAGCAGGAUUGGAAAAAAGAUUUUAUUGGCCACAGUUGAAGCGUGAUGUUGGAACAAUUGUGCGCAAAUGUUUUAUUUGUCAGGCAGGAUCUUGCUAUCAGCUACCUAAAGGCCAGAAAACUAGUAUUGCAGCGGGAAAAUUGGCUGAAGAAGUGGUGGCUAUUCGUGAUGAAGUGAAGCAAAAACUUGAACAAGCUAAUGCUAAGUACAAAGUCGUUGCAGACAAGCAUAGGCGAGUUAAGGUGUUUCAAGAAGGCAAUUCUGUGAUGGUGUUUCUGAGGAAGGAGAGGUUCCCUGUUGGCACAUAUAGCAAGCUGAAGCCUAAGAAAUAUGGUCCUUACAAGGUGCUGAAAAGAAUCAAUGACAAUGCCUAUGUUAUUGAAUUACCAGAUUCCAUGGGAAUUUCCAAUACUUUUAAUGUUGCUGAUUUGUAUGAGUUUCGUGAAGAUGAAACCCUUUAUCCUGAACAUAACUCGAGGUCGAGUUCUUCGGAGGUGGAGGGGGCUGAUGUAGAACAAAUGGCUGAAUGGAUUGAAGAAGAAUUGGAGUGA